Pundamilia nyererei is the source of this 1076-nucleotide messenger RNA. Its product is annotated as plasma membrane calcium-transporting ATPase 1-like. The transcript is spliced from 2 exons. Lineage: Eukaryota; Metazoa; Chordata; Actinopteri; Cichliformes; Cichlidae. Bases 1 to 393 code for a protein of 130 amino acids. Gene Ontology annotation, molecular function: P-type calcium transporter activity. The record is from RefSeq and is a predicted model, not a curated record.
AUGUAUACUAUCCGUGUGGUGAAGGCCUUCAGGGACAGUGUGUCUCCCUAUGAAGGUCUGGAGACACCUGAAUCUCGCAGUUCCAUUCACAACUUCAUGAAUCAUCCCGAGUUCCGUAUUGAAGACUCAGAACCUCAGAUCCCCCUCAUCGAUGAAAAUGAGAGUGAAGAUGAUCCCCCUACCAAACGAAACUCUAUUUUCAUCCCACCGCCACUUACUGGAUUGUCCAGCCAGCCGCCUCUCCCCUUCACCUCCAACGAGAACAACAACGCCUUGGACCGUGUCAUCCCGUUACAUAAGGACAUCUCCAGGUCUGCACUGGUCCCUCCCAACUCAGCAGGACUACCACCCUGUCCAGGAAGCCCCUUGCACAGUCUGGAAACCUCACUCUGAAGCCCCUCUCUCCUACCUGAACACUUCCUGUUACUAAAGUAUGUUCGUACUGUGUUUUUUAUGGUCAGAAUUCUGGUUCUUCUGGGAGCCAUGGAAGGGAAAAAAUUAAAAAGAGACUCACCAAAUUGUUCCAACCAAGAGUUCAUCUGCAGAAAUGUUUCCAGAUGUGCUUUUGUUCUGUGACAGCGACUCACACAGACUGUUUCCUUUUUUAAUAGAAAUGAACUUCUUGUUACUUAGGAGAAUGUUGUUUGUGCAGGGAACAAUGAGUAAUCAGUUCUGAUUGUGUACAUAUUCUGUUAAUGUAGUUUUAAAUGUGGGAUUACAGUUUUUCAGCAGACCAGCUGAUGGGAGCCGGUAGUGAUGGUUCAUGUUAGUUUUUUGUUAAGGAUCUGUCACUGAAAUGUUUAGUAUUUUGUGUUGUAGAGAGAACGUUUUGAGGGAGGUGUUUAAUGUUGAAUUUUAUUUUAGUGUGGUUUUAGAUUGAAAAAGUUACAAAAAAGUUAUUAAAAGUUUCAAAAAAUAGACUUUGAGAGCUGGAUAACUUUGGUAAAGCAUUACGUCAGACAAAAGAAGAGCUGUAGCAGUUAUCAAAAGUCUUUUCAAAAAUUUUCACAAUGAAUUCACUGGAUUAUAGAGCCUUCCAGUCUCAGGCUUUACUUCACACACAUUUCCUAAGAUAU